Ctenocephalides felis (cat flea) is the source of this 1258-nucleotide messenger RNA. It is a transcript of the gene Bsg, whose product is annotated as basigin. Lineage: Eukaryota; Metazoa; Arthropoda; Insecta; Siphonaptera; Pulicidae. Gene Ontology annotation, cellular component: plasma membrane; axon. The coding region runs from base 169 to 1011 and encodes 280 amino acids. Gene Ontology annotation, biological process: axon guidance; homophilic cell-cell adhesion; dendrite self-avoidance. The transcript is spliced from 6 exons. Gene Ontology annotation, molecular function: cell-cell adhesion mediator activity. The record is from RefSeq and is a predicted model, not a curated record.
CUAGAAUAGAAGGCUGUCGUACUUGACAGCCAUUUUGCAAUAUUUUAGAUCAGGUGCCUUUUUGACGUUUGUCAGAUAUUAAAUCAAUUGCAAUGUAUUCGUCGUGUUAAAAACAUCGCGUUAUUUCAUUUAUAUAUUUAUGUAUAUUAUUUUAUCUAGUUUGUACUUAUGAACUAUUUCAAUCGAGGGGAAGAAAAUUCAAUAAAUAUGAAGCAGUUUUUGUGUAGUGCAAUUUUAUUAUUUUUGGUCCAAAGCAGUGUUUAUGCCAGAGAAGGUGAAGCCACGUCGCAAAAACUUUUUGAUAUUCGCAGUCCAUUGGUUCUAACCUGUCCAUUGAAAGAUGGUCCUGUUGAUCAGUGGUUUAAAGAUGAGAAAAAAGUAGAAGAAAUCAAUGAUCUCAAGGACCGUUACCAAUUAAUAAAGGAAGAACAUCAAUUCAUUAUUGAAAAAACUGAACAAGAUGAUGCUGGCUCUUACACAUGCAAAGUUGGUUCAGGAGAAAAUGAAAGGGAGCAUACUAUUAUAGUGACUGCCAAACCUGCUGUGAAACUUGGGCUAAGUACUAAUGUCGUAGAAGGUGAAAAACUGCGAGUUGUUUGCACAGUUGUAGGCAAACCUACACCAACAGUGUCAUGGAAAGUUAUUAAUGAGACUUAUGACGAAUCAUCCGAUCGAAUCAAAUUGUUAGAUCAUGACAAUAUACCAAAUUCUGCUUUGGAAAUUGAUUUGGCUGAAAAAAGCGAUCGAGGAGAAUAUACAUGUAUUGCUACUAAUCAAGGCAUUGGAAUUACUGUUAAUUCUACAACCUUGGUUCGAGUUCAAGAUAAAUUAGCUGCUCUGUGGCCAUUUUUGGGUAUCUGUGCUGAAGUAAUAAUUUUAUGCGCGAUUAUUCUCAUUUAUGAAAAGAAACGCAACAAAGCUGAAAUGGAGGAGAGUGAUACAGAUCAAAGUCCAGAUCGAAAAAAUACUCCUGAUCACAUGAAGGACACUGAUGUGAGGCAUAGGAAGUAAACCAAAAAUUUAAUCUAGUUGAAUAAAAGUUAAUGCACCAGAGUAGAAGUAAUCAAAGAGCAAAAAUUAAAAUUCAUUUACAUAUAUAAAAAUAAUUCAUAUUUAAUAUCAAUAACAGUUAUAACAAAACUUACUAACAAAUUAACCUAGUUGUAAUAUUACAUAGAAGAAAACCAGCAACUCAGGUUUAUAUAAUAUAAAUUUAAUACCUUAAUAUAUGAAUUUGAAUAUGAGGUUUGACAUAUUU